CGCAGGGGGUGUAUAUAAAGGCACGCCAUUUUGCGUUUGUUACACACCCUAUCCUAUGCCGGACUGUGAGAUUUACUUCUGUUUACAGUCGUUUGCUGCUCGAUGCUGACAACACAUUCACAUUUCUUACUCAGUAAAUUUCACAUUUAGACGGAAUGCAGGCUAUAAAGUGUGUUGUCGUCGGGGACGGUGCGGUUGGUAAAACCUGUUUACUCAUCAGUUACACAACAAAUGCAUUUCCAGGGGAGUAUAUCCCAACUGUAUUUGACAAUUAUUCAGCUAAUGUUAUGGUUGAUGGCAAACCAAUAAAUCUUGGACUAUGGGACACAGCUGGACAAGAAGAUUAUGACAGACUUAGACCACUUUCCUACCCACAGACUGAUGUCUUCCUUAUUUGUUUUUCAUUGAUAAGUCCAGCAUCUUAUGAAAAUGUUAGAGCAAAGUGGUAUCCAGAAGUUAGUCAUCAUUGUCCGAACACUCCAAUCAUAUUGGUUGGCACAAAGCUUGACAUGAGAGAUGAUAAAGAAACAAUUGAAAAGCUCAGGGAAAGGAAAUCAGCGCCAAUUACAUUCCCACAGAAAUACUUUCCUGGUUAG
Molecule: messenger RNA, 596 nt
Organism: Saccoglossus kowalevskii
Lineage: Eukaryota; Metazoa; Hemichordata; Enteropneusta; Harrimaniidae
Product: ras-related C3 botulinum toxin substrate 1
Biological process (GO): small GTPase-mediated signal transduction
Molecular function (GO): GTPase activity; GTP binding
Source: RefSeq, a predicted model, not a curated record